AUGAUGAAAGAUGAGUGCAUUUUGGUCAACUACAUGGAUGAGGUCAUUGGUCACAACAACAAAUACAACUGUCACAAGUUUGCCCCUGGCCAGCCACGAGGAUUGCUGCACAGGGCCUUCUCGGUGCUGCUCUUCGAUAGUGACAACAGAUUGCUGCUUCAACAAAGGGCAGAAAGCAAAAUUACCUUCCCUUUGGUUUGGACCAACACAUGUUGCAGCCAUCCUCUGUACGGAAUGAAACCAUGCGAAGUGGACCAGCCUGAGGCCAUUGCGUCAGGUGACCCGAAGGGUGUCAAGGCUGCAGCAGUUCGCAAGCUGGGCCACGAGCUGGGGAUUCCAUCAGCUGAAUUGGACCCUGCACGUUUCAAGUUUCUCACUCGCGUUCACUAUUGGGCUGUCGAUGUCAGAACACACGGUGACGAGGCAGUCUGGGGAGAACAUGAGAUAGACCACAUCCUGUUGUACCGGCUGAGUCCUGGCGAGAAGCUGACAUUGAAACCAAAUCCAGAAGAGGUACAGGCCACGCGUUGGCUGUCGCAAACGGACUUGAAGGAGGCCAUGCAAGGUUCUGGUGACAUGCCCUUGUGGUCGCCCUGGUUCCGGAUCAUCACAGAGCGACUAUUGGAUGCAUGGUGGAAGGACUUGGACGCUGCGCUCACCACGGACAAGUACGUUGAUGUUUCCUCGAUCCAUCGGUUCGACACUGCGCUGGAGUUCCACGGCGGGCUUGGCAAAGCAAAGCCUUGGUUGGACAAAGUGGCCGAGGUCGAGGCGGCAGCUGUGAAGGCUGGUGGCGAAGUGCAGAGGCGCAAGGCCAUGUUGGAAGCAGAGCAUGAAGACCGCAUCGUAGGCUUCGUUGGCAGAGGGAGGGCAGAAGUUGGAUCAUCUGCAGGCGAUGUCAAGCAAGGGGGUUACGGCAAGGUUCCGACGCACAAGAACCCCAAGCUGGACCAACUCAUGAGGCCUCUUGAGAUCGUCUCUGCCUUACGUUUGAAAUGCACUGGGCUUCUGGAGAAUAACCUCAAGGAUCAGCAGGACCCCGAUGUUGAGUUCUGUGAUGACAUGCUCGGAAAGGUGUCGAGGUCUUUUGCUGCUGUCAUCCGUCAGCUGCCGACACAAUUAGGUAUCGACAUUUGUGUGUUCUACCUGGCUCUCCGGGCCUUAGACACUGUUGAAGAUGACAUGGAGGCAUACAAAGGCCGAGAAGCAGAAAAGCAGGAGGAGCUUGUUCACUUUGGCGAGAGGAGGCUGACUGAUGUCAACUGCAGCAUCAAAGGCGUCGGCGCCGCGGACGAGCGCUUGCUUGUUGAGAACUUCGGGCGUGUGGCCCGCGUCUUUGCCAAACUGCCGGCAGGCAGUAAGGAAGUAAUCAAGGACAUUACUGACAAGAUGGGGGCCGGCAUGGCUGAGUACGUCUCCGCAGAUCUGGCACAGGGAACUGUGGACCAAGCGGCAUAUGACCGCUAUUGCCACAUGGUUGCCGGCCUGGUUGGGGAAGGCUUGACGAGGAUAUUUGUGACGAGCGGACUUGAAGGGUCUGAGCUUGCAGGACAAGGUGAGCGCACCUGGCCCUUCUGUGCUGACCCGAAGAAGGAGCCCGCCAACCUGGGGCUGGCCAACUCCAUGGGCCUCUUCCUGCAGAAGACGAACAUCAUCCGCGACUACUUGGAAGACUAUGUAGAUGGGCGUGCCUUCUGGCCUCAAACAGUGUGGAAAAGCUACGCUUGUUCUAACGACUUGGGAGAGUUCGCUCUGCCCACGGCCCACGGAGCAGGAACGCGCCUUGCAGUGAAAGCUGGCAGUGAUAAUCUUGCCAAGGGUGUGGGGGAGCAGGCUCUUCUCUGCCUGAAUGACUUGGUCGCAGAUGCAUUGGAGCUGGUGCCAGACUCGCUGGAGUACCUGGAACGUGUCAAGACUCCAUCCAUCUACCGCUUUUGCGCAAUCCCGCAGGUGAUGGCGAUUGCAACCUUAGCCGAGUGUUUCGACAACCCUCGGGUGUUCACCGGCGUUGUCAAGAUCCGCAAGGGGCUGACUGCUCGACUCAUCGUUGCAUGUUGCGAUGGUCCUGAUGCUGUCCACUUCUGGUUCAGAUCUUUUGCUGAAGAAAUCCUCUCCUCCGUGUCGAAAGGCAACUGCGUGGGAGCUGCCGGAGCAAUUGGCAAGCGGCUUGAAAAGGCCUGCCAACGCAUCCUGGAAAGGACUCAGAAGCGGUCAGAAUCCUGGAGCAGCAAGCAGAUGCAGAAGCGCUUCGUCGCCGGCGCCUUCACCGCCCUGGCCGUGUCCUCACUCUUCAUGCGGACCGCAGACCACACCUCCAGGUGA
This is a messenger RNA of Symbiodinium pilosum, 2322 nucleotides long. NCBI's taxonomy places the organism in Eukaryota, Dinophyceae, Suessiales, Symbiodiniaceae. The record is from the annotation of a GenBank genome assembly.